GAGCAGCAGCGCACGGAGGGAGCCGGGGCGAGACUGCUGCGCGGGGGGCUCCCGCAGCCACCCCACGAGUUACGGGGCGGGUGUGUGUGGGGUUUAUUUCCCGCACUCCUGCGCCUGGAUUUUAAACGGGAGGAGGAAGAUCGAGUGCGUGAGAGCAGAGGACGGCGAGAGGCUUCUGCCUGUGCCGCCGAAUGCCAGAGAUUCAACAGGGGAGAGGAAAAGUGACUUCACUUUGCCUAAUGUAACAGUGAUUUCCUUGGUGAGUGCUAUACCAGAUUUUGUUAAGCCUGUGUCUGCAGAGAUGCCAGAUAAAACGCCAGGUGGUACAGAACCUGUCCCCAGGAGUGAAGAUGACUUCCACUUACCUCUUGAUGUUUUACCAGCCGUGAGGGACACACUGGACUCCAAGGCAAAAGGGGAAGAUUUGCACAAGGAGACCAGACCUUUCUGCUACUGUGAAAAAAAAACCAUGGACCUGUCAGACAGUGACCGUCCUGUCAGCUUUAGCUCCACUUCUUCCUCUGCUUCCUCUAGGGACAGCCACUGCUCCUUUGGAAGCAGAAUGACCUUAGUUUCAAACAGCCACUUGGGCUUGUUUAACCAGGAUAAAGAAUCGGGUGCCAUCAAGCUAGAACUGGUUCCAGCCAGACGAUUUUCAAGCAACACACCAUGCAAAAACUCCCCUAUGGAGCAAGAGGAUCCUGAGGAAAGCCUUGAAAAAAGGCUAAGCAUUCCAAGGAAAGCAGAACCAAAAGGAGUGAGCAAAAACUGUGCGAUGUCCCUGGUCACAGAGCCCACCAGUCCCAAGCUCCUCUACGUAGACAGAGUUGUCCAAGAGAUUCUGGAGACAGAGAGGAUGUAUGUGCAGGAUCUGAAAAGCAUUGUGAAGGAUUACCUCGAUUGUAUCACUGAUCACACCAAGCUCUCCCUGGGGACAGAAGAGCGAUCAGCCCUGUUUGGAAACAUACGGGAUAUCUAUCAUUUCAACAGUGAACUUCUGCAAGAUUUGGAAAACUGUGAAAAUGAUCCUGUGGCUAUAGCAGACUGUUUUGUUUCCAAGAGUGAAGAUUUCCACAUAUAUACUCAGUACUGCACCAACUACCCAAGGUCGGUGGCAGUGUUGACAGAAUGCAUGAGGAACAAGACACUGGCCAAGUUUUUCAGAGAACGGCAAGAAGCACUGCAACAUUCUCUGCCCCUGGGCUCCUAUCUCUUGAAACCCGUCCAGCGUAUCCUCAAGUACCACCUGCUUUUGCACGAAAUAGAGAACCACCUUGACAAGGACACUGAGGGCUAUGAUGUGGUGCUGGAUGCCAUAGAUACAAUGCAGAGAGUGGCAUGGCAUAUAAAUGACAUGAAGAGGAAACAUGAACAUGCCAUCAGGCUCCAAGAGAUACAGAGUUUGCUCACCAACUGGAAGGGGCCAGACCUGACGAGUUAUGGGGAGCUGGUGUUAGAAGGAACAUUUCGCAUCCAGCGAGCCAAAAAUGAGCGCACGCUGUUCCUCUUCGACAAGCUGCUGCUAAUUACAAAAAAGAGAGAUGAGAUGUUUGCAUAUAAAGCUCAUAUACUGUGUGGGAAUCUCAUGCUUGUGGAAGUAAUACCAAAGGAACCACUUAGCUUUAGCGUCUUCCACUACAAAAAUCCCAAGAUGCAACAUACUGUCCAGGCAAAGUCUCAACAAGACAAACGCCUUUGGAUUCUUCACCUGAAGAGGUUAAUUCUAGAAAAUCAUCCUGCUAAAAUUCCUGCCAAGGCAAAACAGGCAAUUCUGGAAAUGGAUGCUAUACAUCAUCCAGGCUUCCACUAUAGCCCUGAGGGAGAAAUGAAAUCAUCCUACCAGCCUAAAGAAGGCAGUGCUCCUCACAGAGUGAGAAGGAAAUCAGAACCCUCAUCUAGAGUCCAUAAAGUUUUGAAGUCAAAUGAUGUAAGUCCAGAUAUGCAGAAGCGGAUCAGCAUUGAAGGAGCCCUGCUAUCUCAAGCCACCAAACUAGGAUCAAAUGAUGCCCUGCUGAAUUCUAGGAAAAAGGGCUCCUUGGAACCCAGUGGGCUGGAGAGCCAAUUUCAAGAGUCCAUUGAACCAGCCUACAGCAGCGAUCAGGAUGAAAAUCUCCAGACUUCUGCUAUGUCACAGAUUGAUGCUGAUGAUGAAGAAGAGUCUGAACAGGGAAUGCAGCAAAACUCACUGCAGAAAUUGAAAGGGGGAAGGAAAAGACUUAACAGUCAAGCUGCUGAAAAUGUUGAAAAACGGAGAAGUGUUAAUCUCAACAAGUGUGAAGUGCAGAGUUCCAAGGACCCGUCAGAUGAAGAGUCCAGCCAGCUGAAUACCGAUCUUCCCUUUUCCUGCUCAGCCAGACAGCCACAGUUGCCUCGACAAUUCAGCACACCCCAGAACAACUCCCUAAUCAUGAAUAUCCUGGGGGGAAGCACCUCUAUUCGAAACAUCUGGACUGACCAUCAGAUCAGGCAGGCGCUCUUUCCCAGCCGGCGCCCACCUUAUGAGAAUGAAGAUGACGAAGAUGAUUAUCAGAUGUUUGUGCCAUCCGUGUCUACACCCAGUGCUAGGUCAGCUGUUGGUGGAGAGAGGAGGGGAUCUUCUGGGCGUCCAUGCAGCUGGCACUUGGGGGUAGUGCAUCAAAACGAGGCCUCCAGCCCCACCCGUCACAAAAUUGUCAGGCGGGCCAGUAGUGCUGGUGAAAGUAACUCGGGUCCUGCCAGCACCAGGUAUAAAAUUGGGGAGCGCAACUCUCGGAGAGAAGCAAAGAGAACAGAGGGGAACAGUAUGAAUGCGUAUCCCGAAUCUUCAGAGGAGCUGACCAUCGAUGAUAUUGAACAUGUUUAUGAUAAUAUAAGCUAUGAAGACUUAAAAAUGAUGGGUCUGACAAGGAGGGAGGAGGCAGACCGUGGUCCUCAGAGAUCUGCUAGAGACUCUCUCUACGAGGCCGAGAACAAAAGCAGCUUAGAUUCACCCUCAAAAAAGAGGACAGCAAAGCAAAACAGAGCCUCCAUUCAUGCUAGUAGGGAUGAGAUAUCACUCAAUAGAGAAGCACCUACUUCAAGUUUGGAUGAGCUCAGGAUCGUUGAGGACAACAUCUAUGACACCAUCGUGCUUCCAGAAGCACCACUGUUGAAUUUGAAAGGCUCUAAAAGGCGGGGUUUUCUGGGCCUGGGAAAAGAUUUUGCAUGCUGUGACAAUUUACAGCAGUUUGUUUCUGAAGAGAGUCUCCAGUUCAGUGAAGAUGAAAGUCCUUACCAUCGUGUUCCUGUCGAAAAUGACUAUUUGAGCUUAGUAGAUAGCUCCUCCAACUCUGAUUCACUCUCCCAUAAGUCUGCAGCAGAUAAACUUUCAGAGGAAGUAGAUGAGAUUUGGAAUGACCUGGAGAACUACAUCAAGAAGAAUGAGGAAAAGACAAGAGACCGUCUUCUUGCAGCCUUUCCCGUUUGUAAAGAUGAUAUGCAGGAAAGGUUGCACACAGGUAGUACACCUGAAUUGAGUAAAGAUGUAGAUUACUCACUGUCUACUCUGUCUCUGCCAGAAACUCCUAUUUUCCCUAAAGCUGUUAAGCCCAGGGCUGCCACUAUAAGCGAGGCCAACCUCAGGCUUGAAGACACCACACCAUGCAAGGAGAACUCUUCUAUGAGUCUGAACAGAUCUUCUUUCUCCAGUGAGAUGCCUUUCGUAGACAGCCCAUACGAAUCUGCCAAUAGUGUUCUGUCCAACACUCAUGCAGAGGGCAUGGAAAAUGACUUGGCUGUUGUGGAUAAAACAAAAAACAGAGUUUUUAUGAUGGCAAGACAAUACAGUCAAAAAAUUAAGAAGGCUAACCAGCUUUUGAAAGUUAAAAGCCCAGAGCAGGAACAGCCAGCUAGCAGACAACAAAAAAUGAAACACAAAGAUCUUGCUGCUAUUCUGGAGGAGAAGAAACAAGGUGGUCCUGCUAUUGGUGCCAGAAUAGCUGAAUACUCUCAACUUUAUGACCAAAUCAUCUUUAGGGAAAGUGUACCUAAGGUCCAAAAGGAAGCCUGGGCCACCUCUCAGGAGCCAUCAGCUGGGAGGUAUUCCACACCCAUGGCUGCUUCUGCUCCUCACUCCCAGGCUGCCAGUGAAUGCUCAAGAGCAGAGGAUUGGCUUUUGCAUUCUACGUACAGUAAUGGCGAGCUGGCCGACUACUCGCCAUGGCCUGAAUCCCAAGACCUGAAGGGCAAGAGCUCCUAUACAGAAGCUGGUACAAAAAGCAAUUCAAGGCAGCUGCCAUCAGCUGGCUCAGUGCCUUCCCUUCAGAUUUCUAACCGUUUGCAUGUCCCGGCACAGAGGUGGAGUGCCAUUAUAAGCCAACCAAACAAAGAAAAUUUACAUCAAGAUCACGUCUACAACUCCCUUGGCAGAAGAGUAAGCAAUACAAAACCACAGGCAUAUAGCAGGUCACAGUCAUCUUCCUCAGUUGUGGUCAACAGGUCUGGAGAAGCCAUCAUAUAUCCAAAUGAAAUGGACAAGAAAAAGCUCCACUUGAAUAGGAAUUUCGGAUUCAACAGCUGUCAAACGCCAAGUAUCGUGUCGGGAUGUACAGGGCCUGAUACGAGAAAGCAAAUGCCUGAAAACUGUUCUGAUAUGAUUCUGCAGGAUUCUCAAAAGGUCCUGAGAGUGAACAGGGCCUCCCCUCUGACAGCACAGAUGGCCACUCAGAACUAUUUUUCAAAUUUUAAAGAUACUGAAGAAGAAGGAGAUGAUGAUGACUAUGUUGAAAUAAAGUCUGAAGAUGAGGGAUCUGACUUGGAGGCUUCUCAGAACCAAGAAAGGAAAUACGAUCCUAAGCUGCAUACUGCAGAUGCUGCUCCAUCUGAAAUGCUCUGUGGUAAAACUGUCUCGUGUACUCUUGCAAAGCCUGCCAGCAGCAAACAUGCUCUUACCCCAUAUCUGACUGCAUAUAGUGAUUCUGAUAAACUGAAUGACUACCUGUGGAGAGUACCAUCUCCUAAUCAGCAGAAUAUUGUCCAGUCUUUAAGGGAAAAGUUUCAGUGUCUCAGUUCAAGUAGCUUUGCUUGAUGCUUUCAGUAAUUUCUAGCUGUACUGCCUUAUUGUGACAGAGUAUAUACCAGGAUAGUCAGUACUGACAUCAUGUAUUUCUGCAAUACUACACAAUCAUUGUAUAACAGUACUACUGUAAAUAGUUGUAAAAUGUAUCUUUUCAAGAUGGUUUAGAAUCCUGGAAGUGAAAAGGGCCACAUGCACACUGUGUCUGGAGUCUCACUCCAUAGUGCAAGGGGGGGGACUUCUCAUAUCCCCUUUAACCUUCACAUCUUCCCUUGUUAGGUGCAAUACCCUUUGAUUCUUACCAUCAAACCAGGUGUGAUGCCACUUGAUUCUUAAACCGUUUUAUCUCAUGGGAGCCUUAGUAUUUGGACCUCUGAGUUGGUGACCAGUGUUCUGCAUCCAAAAUACCCACAUGAUUAUAAUAGUUACAUAUGGGAGCAUUUAGGUGAGCAGCUACUCCCAUGAGUGGUAGUUACACCAACAUGCUACAUGUUCAGGUGCACAUACUUUUUGCACGUUACUUUUCAACAGACAUAUUCCAAGUGUUGGGACCAAUGCAUAUGCUACAUUACUUUUGAACAGGCUUCUUAUAUUCUAAACAAAAUCUUAUCCUAGUGCUUGUGAGGGAUGCUAGACUGGUAGCUCUGUGUCUGAAGCCUUUUCUCCUUUUUGUAACUGCACAGUAAGUAGAGGAUGGGCAGUGAGAGAUCUUUAUGUGAUUCUGUUGAUGUGACGCAGUCCUUGCCUGGAGGAUGUUUUUGGAGCUUCCCCUAUAGAAGGGGAGCUCCACUGCUUGUGAAGAUGGCGAGAUUGAGUUCAGUGGUGGUGUUUGUAACAAGCAGGCCAGAAUUUGAGUAUCUUGCAGCACAGAGCCCAGCAUUGUAGAGCCACUGGUAUGCGUUUGUUGAGUAGCUGUGUUUUGUACACAGUGGCCAGCAGGGCAUUUGUUUGAGUCUCAGAGUGAGUAACCCUAAGAGAGAAAUUUGGGGCUUUGCUGAAUGUUGGGGUGAAAUACAAAUAAUGCAGCAUGUUUGGUCCAUAGGAUGUUUCAGCAAUACUGCUGCUGAGUGACAAGCUGCCGUACCCAGGAAAUGUAUCUUCUGUAGUAUGAAACAAUCCUUCCUGGCAGGGAGAGCUAAAAUGCAUAUUUUCUAAGCCAGCCUGGGCUGACUCUAAUCCAAUUUAUGUACAAUAAAAAGGAUCCUAAAAAAUGAGAAUGCAUUCCAUUCUUCUGGAAAUCAUACAUAGAAUAAAACCACUGUAGUUUGCAGUGAGACCUAGCUUUCCAAUAUGAUGCACAUUUGCUCCCCUUUUUCAUCUCUGUUGCACAGGUUUGGAUUCUGUUACUUGAAAACAUUGUACCUAAAGGAAAGCCUAAAUAUGUCUACACUGAUCGUGUGUGACUGUUGCUCUUUUUUGGUGCUUAAAUUCUACAGAUCACAUGGAUAAAGCCAGUACAGAGUUAAAGAUACCACUAAAUAGAAGAGUUUAAUUGAAAUACUAUUUUUAUUAAUCUCCUCGGCUACAGAGCACUGUACAUCCAGAACAGCUAUUUACUACACUGGUUAUCAUGAGGAAAACCUGAAGUUAACAGUGUUCAGCUAUUUACUUGUAGAUUAAGAUUUAAGGACUUGAAUUUGUUAGAAGUGAUUAAGUUAUUUACCAUGCAUAUCUUGCAUUGGCUGGGAAUUGUUGUUUUGAGAGCUGGUUGGUCAUGGUACUUACUAGCUCAUCCCACAGGGAUACUUGUUACAGUCAUCACAUCCACUGUAAUAGGACCCGCAGCUAUCUAGUAAAAUCCGAUUGAGAAAGAAUGUUGUACAUAUUUAAGAUGACGAAGUGUAGCAGAGCCCGUAUUUAUUAAAUAUAGCUUGUAAAGUAUUGUAAAUAUGAAUAGAAGUUAAAUUUGUGCUUUACCUGCGCACGUCUAGAUUUGUUUAAACGCCUAGGGGAAUGUUGUUUAACUCGCAUCUCAUGCAGUCAGCGGAGUUGGGGGCGUGGGAGUGGGGAACCCAAAAAAAAAAAAAAAAAAAAAAAAGAAAACAACAGAAAAAGGGACUUCUAGUCUGUAACUUCUCCCAGGGACCAUUUCAUACUAUUUUUAAUAAACGUUGAGUAUGCAAAA
Molecule: messenger RNA, 7157 nt
Organism: Calypte anna (Anna's hummingbird)
Lineage: Eukaryota; Metazoa; Chordata; Aves; Apodiformes; Trochilidae
Gene: PLEKHG1
Product: pleckstrin homology and RhoGEF domain containing G1
Exons: 20
Coding region: 302-5044 (1580 amino acids)
Molecular function (GO): guanyl-nucleotide exchange factor activity
Source: RefSeq, a predicted model, not a curated record